This is a messenger RNA of Amoebophrya sp. A25, 2703 nucleotides long. The record is from the annotation of a GenBank genome assembly. Lineage: Eukaryota; Dinophyceae; Syndiniales; Amoebophryaceae.
AUCCACGGCAUAUAUAUGUGGUUAUAAAAUAAACGCGUCAAGCCGCGUACUACUAGGUGUUCUGAAGAACGGACCGAGGUGGAACGAGGUCUGAAUUUUUGGAUAAAACGAGAUAGAAGGCACGAGCAGACUUGAAAACUUGGAAUUCAUUCUCACGUUUCCAGGCUCAUCACUAAAUCGUGGCCAUCACGACUGUCCUUUUCGACGCCGAUAUCAUAGCUAUGCUCAAAGAGAGUAAACCUCAAUCUCUACGAUUUGACCACAGGGAAGUUCCGUCUUCUAGAUCUAGCAUCGCUCUUUAGAUUCUGGUCUACUAUUUUUGCGUCUACUCGUCUCUGUGGUUUUGAAAGCCCACGCCUGUCCCAGCCCACUUUAGUUGAAGUUCAAGUGCAAUUUUUGGUGUAAUCUCCAAUUAACAUCGUGAUUUGUCGUUCUACUUUUUGACAAAGAUAAUUCUUAUGCUUUGAUUCAGAAAGUAUUCGCUUUACUUCGCAUACUAUUCAGAUUUUCAUUCUUCGUGAUUUCGCGACGUCAUCUGCCAGCACAUGAUAAAUGACAAGUUGAUUUUUAGACAAAUUCAUUCCCUGUGCGUGUUUACCAUUGUGAUUCGAAAAUGAGCUAUCCAAACGGACCUCUCCUCCCUCACCAAUCCCUGACCCACAAGACUUUCCCCGACAACACCUCAACAGCGCCGCUCUCCGUAGCAGUCGAUUCUCGUUUCGCUUCCGGGAAUGUUGUGGUGGAAUCAAUUAAUUUAGUAGAAGAUGACUGUGCCUCUUCUACCUCUACCUCGACUAACAAGAAAAAACAACUACACUUCGAUCUCGCCAUCGGCGCUGAUCCACACCGAAGCGUGAAGCACCCAAACAAGGCCACCUAUUGGUUCUAUUUUGCUAUCGAAGUAGUUGAUGAUUGCAAGGCCAACAAGAACAUUCCAACAGAUUGCUUCUUCCGAUUACGAGUUCGUAAAAACGAAAUCGACUCAUGGCAAGGAUUCAAAGUCUGCGUGUCUGAAGAUAAUACAAACUGGCACAGACUCGAGGACUCUAGUACUGUUGUGGACAAAGCGUCGUCGACUGUAUGUUGGCGGAUUUCGAUACCAAGCACUUCGGGUUCGGAGCUGGCUGGUCAAAAUAAGCUGUGGUUUGCCUAUUAUCCGCCAUACACCAGUCAGGAGCACUUAACGCGUUGGUUAGGCAAAGUGGAAAGAGAAAAUAUCUUCGAGCAGUCUUGUCGUGAUGAGAAGAAGAUGCCAGUAUUGACUCUGAAGAGGCCUUGCGCAACCGCCACGUCGUCCAAACGCACGAUUUGGAUUGUAGCUCGUCAGCAUCCUGGAGAAAGCAUAGCAAACUGGAUGUUAGAAGGAUUUGUGGAAUCCUGUAGUUCUGCAUGGAGGAAGAGAGCAAGUGUGACGCCGGCCUAUAGUGCAUCUGAAAAGACAACCGUAACGACGCAAGAAGAAGAUUUCUUUUUCACCCACUACACCCUAAAAGUCAUCCCCAUGGCCAACCCCCGGGGCGUUGACGCUGGCUUUUGGUAUACUACCCCAGAGGGGGUCAAUAUGAAUGCCGACUGGAACUUUCUAAAUUCCGUGGAGACGGGUUUGAUUACACGAUUGCUAUCCUUGGAUUCCGGCGUGAUUCAUCUCGAUUUUCAUGGUGACGAAUCGGUGGGGAACAACAAACAUUUCACGUCAAGAGCUAGCUUUUGUGGGUCGCCUAUAGCUUCUUGCUUGAUUGCCUCUACGAAUAUCAGCACGAUAUCCUCUAUGCCUAGUUUUGAACUAGGAAAAAUGGACGUCGUGGACGACAAAGAUAGUUGUGGUAAAGGGGACAAUCACAACGAUGGUGGACUCACUCCUUCGACGUCAUCACCCGCAACGAGUGCCUGUUCGACCUCUUCAGCUAGUUCUCUGACAAGCAUCGAGAACGGCGAAACCGAAAGGUUUACUGUUCGGAGCAAGAAGUCGACUACCCGUAAGAAUUCCACCGCUAUGGCAUUGCGAGCACGACUUACGAAUGGUUCCGAGUGUGUGAAAAACCAUACAAGUUGUACAAGUAUGCCACCCAUUAAAAAAACGAUGAGCAAAAGGACACUGAGGAAAGAACCCCAAAAUACCCCUCUUUCCCCAAAAGCACGCUUGAAUGCCAUGCAUGUUGCCGAAGCAAACGACCUCUUGGUUCUGGCAGGGUCUGCUACACCAACGUUUUCAACAAAGAUGCGAAAAAGGAAAAGUUGUCCUCAACAAGAAUCAUGGCAAUCACGUAUGAAAAAACGACCUGUAGGAGCUGCUCGCCAACUGCGGGAACAUGUAUAUGAUGACUUUUACCGCAGAUUCGUCGGAGCACUAGUUAACAGAGAAGGUGAAAAUGAAAACCGAUGGUGGGAUCGUGAACGACGAGGUGAAAGAACGGAUUAUUAUGGCCGGAGAAAACAUAAACAUUGCUAGCAGUAAGGGUUACUUAAAAGAUUUGUUUUUUCUUUCUCCUAUUCUUGGUCAGCAACCUGUUUGAGUAUGUCUUCUAAUUCCCCAAAUCCUCCGGGUGCUUCGACGGUCGAUGGCGCAAUGCGAUUACUAUAGAGGGCUGCAUGAAACACGCAGAUCGAAAAGACGCCAGUCUAGAAGAUGAAGCACGAAGAGCUGGGGCAGAUAUCUUUUCAGCUUUAUGCAAAGUGCUGCCGCAAUUUGGGGCUUCAUUAUAA